AUGGAUCCAGUCAGUUUCGCCGUCGGAAUCAUUGGUCUUGCAGGGCUAUUCAGCACCUGUUUAGAUGUCGUGGAAAGAUUGAAUUCCUUCAAGGAAUUCGGCAACGAGUCUCGUGCUGUAAAGGCCCAAUUCAAGGCGCAAAGCCUUCGAUUGCAAAAAUGGGGCCAAGCAGUGGGAUUUCAGGGAGGUACCCUGAUGGAGAGCCAUAACAGACAACUAGAUGAUCCACGGACCUUCUCAAUUGUUGAGGAACUGCUUUCUGCAAUUAGAGGAUUUGCUGCUUCUGAAGAUGGUGCCACAGCGGCACCCGAAUCUUUCAUGGAGCACCAACAGUCUUUCCGGGAUAAACUAUGGAUGAGACAAAAUCGUCCGACCGCCCCGCCUGAUUCGAAGCGGGAAAAGAUCGGCUGGGCGCUGAGGAACAAGGCGCGGAAGAUGGCUCAAGUCGGCCAAUUUUGUUCUCUUGUGGAUCAGCUUCAUAGCUUGAUUCCUGUCUCGAUGAGACAAGAUGAAGAUGGCCUUGCAAAAAUUGUAGAGUCGGGUCGAGGCGAUGAUAGCGCCAUCGAUAGAGGGAGAUGGAUUGCAGAAUUUGGACAGAUUUUGAGUAGCAUCGAAAAUGAAAUUGAAGGUUUGUUGCUUGUUUCUUCAUCUUCACCUUGGCUUUCUUACUUAAAGACAACAGAUGAAAUAAAACGUCAUCUCCAUCCAUGGUUACUUGGAUCUGAUCCUCAAAACGAGCUUUUUGAAAUAUCAGCCAGCAAAAGGAUUGGGGGUACCUGUGAAUGGCCUCUAAGUCGCAGUUGGUUCCUGGAUUGGUCUUACUCGGACUUUCCUAGCCACCGCGCAAAAAUGCUUUGGAUAAACGGCACUGCUGGUUUUGGAAAGUCUGUCUUAUGUGCAAGAAUCAUCGAACACAUGACUGCAAUUUCAAAGAGCCCAGUUGCGCACUUUUUUUUCUCAUCUGACUUUGAAUCCCGAAGGGAUCCUUUUAUUGCUAUGCGAUCCUGGAUUUCUCAAUUGAUGUCCCACAGUACAGCAUUUGCCUUAAUCCGCCAGAAAGAGUCUGCAAACCAAAACCAAAGAUCGUCUCGGAGUGAUAUAGUCCAGCUUUUUCAGGAGAUAGUGACAAACAUCCCCCAAUGUACAUUCAUCAUUGAUGGCCUGGAUGAAUGCAGCUGGGUUUCUGAGGGGCGACAAACUGACGACAGCGAUUCGGUAUUUAAUUUCUUCGAGGCACUCACUUCCGCAAUAAAAGGCACCCAGACACGAAUUCUCAUCGUGAGCCGAGAUGAACCCGAGAUCCGGAAUUGUUUUAACAAUGAGAACGAGCGCAACAUUGAUGUUUAUUGCUACAAGAUCAAACCCGAUGAUGUCCGCUCCGAUACCGAGGCAUACUCACGCAGCAUUGUCAAUAAAAAGCUCUCAAAUCGUGCCGAGGCCACGAAAGAGGAUAUUGCCAUGAAGCUGUCUGAUCGCUGUAAUGGGCAAUUUCUGUGGGUCAAAAUGCAAGAAGACUGUCUCCGCAGUGGUAAGAGCCAGAAGAAGAUCGAAGAAACUAUCAACUCCACGCCAGCUGGCCUCGAGCACAUAUACGAGCGCAACUGGCAGAAGAUCUCACGGUUUAGUGAGGAAGAUCGGGAAAGAACAAUUUCUCUGUUGCGCUGGGCAGCUUUUGCUUUGAGGCCACUGACCGUCAAUGAAAUGACCGGCGCGGUCCUAGUCAGCAGUGACAGCGAUGAAGUGCAGCUUGAUGACUUGCCGGAUAAUGUUGAUGAGGAUUACAUCAAUACAGAGAUCUUAGGUCUAUGUGGAUCACUUAUUGAAAUCCGGAUUCCCCAGAAGGAUUCACAUGUUGGGCUGAGAACGGUCCACUUGGCACACUUUUCGGUGAAGCAAUACUUGCUUUUCAAUCUUCCAACACAAGGAAAACCCCUGCAAAUGAAUUCGAUGUCAAAAGGAGAAGCGGAAGUGGUACAAAGCACAAUCCUUGCCAGAUUAUGUCUUUGUUUCAUCGAUUAUCAACAUGUUUGGACCGAGAACGCCGAUGAAAACGAAGACACAAGCGCUCUGACUGCCUUUCGAAAUUACGCCGCUGGUGCUUGGUUCAAGCAUGCCUCUCUCGGUAAUUUGAAGGACGAGAAGUUUAUCAAUCUUGUGAACCAGCUUUUUGACACUGCAAACCCCAGCUGGGGCCCAUGGAAGACCUGGUUUGAUCUAAAUUAUGAAGAUGGUGGCAGAGGGGGGAGUGAGGGAACAGAUUCUGACAGUGAAGGAACAGAUUCUGACAGCGAAGGAACGAGUGAGACCUCAGAUAUAGAAGAGGAAUUAUCUGGCCAAGAAAUUCCACCCGGUCAAGAUGGAUCGCAUUGCGAAAACACCUCAGAGAAUCCAAUAUACUACGCAGCAUGUCUUGGUCUGACCGAAACCAUGAGCCCUCUGAUCCAGAAGGACAAGAGAAGGAUCAACGAUAAAGGCAAUGCGGGACGCACGGCACUAGUGGCAGCUUCUGGAAGAGGUGAUCUGCAGAUUGUCCAGAUACUACUCGACAAUGGAGCCGAUCUGACAAUUAGAGAUGAUGAAGGACACACGCCACUCACCAUGGCUUCCUUGAAUGGAAACUACGAAGUAACUAAGCUGCUCCUUGACAAGGAAGCUGACAUUCAAUCCUCGACGGCUAGCCUGAUGACUCCACUUCACUGUGCUAGCGUCAAUGGGCACCUCGGAAUUGCCCAGCUUCUUCUCAAUCGGGGAGCUAAUAUCGAGGCCCAAAAUAAAAUCAAACAGACCCCAUUAAAUGCCACAGUAUCCUCCGGCCAUCUGGAGCUGACUAGGCUGCUUCUUGUCAAUGGUGCGGACAGUACAACACCCGACGAUAUGGGAAGAGUGCCAUUUUACACUGCUGCGCGACAAGGAUCGAUUGAACUUGUUCAAUUUCUGUACGAAUAUGGUCCAGAUAUCAACGUUUCCACGCAGACUUAUCAGUGGACGCCUAUAAAUGCAGCUUCAUCUGAUGGACACAUUGAAGUCGUCGAGUUUUUGAUCGAAAAGGGCGCAGACAUAAACAAACCGAAUGUCGAUCUGGAGACACCGGUAAUCGGAGCAGCAUCAGGCGACCAUUUAGAAGUACUGAAGGUACUGGUUGAGAAUGGCGCAGCCAUUGAAGCGAUCGACCUUGCUUCCCUCUCUGCUCUGCAUCACGCCACGUCUAAUAAUUCCUUACCGGUUGUGAAUUAUCUCCUUGAAAAGGGUGCAAAUGUAGAUGCGCAAAGAAAGCAGGGUUGGACAGCAUUGACUUGGGCGGCUGACGAUGGAUAUCUUGAAAUCGCUAAGUUACUCAUUAAGCACGGGGCAAAGCUGGAACUUGCAAACAAUGACGGUACGACACCUUUAUACGCGGCAACACUGAAUGGUCACUCGGACAUGGUCAAAAUGCUGUUAGAAAUGGGUGCAAAUGUAGAUGCGCAAAGAAAGCAGGGUUGGACGGCAUUGAUUUGUGCAGUUUAUGAUGGAAAUUGUGAAAUCGCCAAGUUACUCAUUGAGCACGGGGCAAAGCUGGAACUUGCAAACAAUGACGGUACGACACCUUUAUACGCGGCAACACUGAAUGGUCACUCGGACAUGGUCAAAAUGCUGUUAGAAAUGGGUGCAAAUGUAGAUGCGCAGAGAAAGCAGGGUUGGACGGCAUUGAAUUGUGCAGUUUAUGAUGGAAAUUGUGAAAUCGCCAAGUUACUCAUUGAGCACGGGGCAAAGCUGGACCUUACAAACAAUGAAGGCUCGACGCCUUUAUAUAUGGCAUCACUGCACGGUCACUUGGACGUGGUCAAAAUGCUGUUAGAAAAGGGUGCAAAUGUAGAUGCCCAAAAUAAAACAGGGCGGACGGCAUUGACUUGUGCAGCUAGUGAUGGAAAUUUUGAAACCGCCAAGUUACUCACUGAGCACGGGGCAAAGCUGGAUCUUGCAAGGAAUGACGGAACGACGCCUUUAUGCAUUGCGUCAGGGGAAGGCCACUUGGACAUUGCAAGGAUCCUUCUCGAAAAAGGCGCAAAUUACCACACUGCCAACAGCCGUGGACGGACACCGGUUAGCUCAGCAUCCUUGAAAGGUCAUGCUGAGGUGGUCCAGCUUCUUCUUACUCAGAGUCCUAUGCCUAGCUUGAAAGAGGCUGAUAAAAACGGAUAUAGCGCAUUGAACUUGGCAGCAUACUAUGGUCAUCUCGAGACGCUGAAUUUACUUCUCGAACACAAUGCCGAUAUUGAAUCCAAGAACAAUGUUGGACAGACACCACUGUUGUCUGCUGUCUGGCAGGGCCAUAUCAAAGUGGUGAAAGUCCUUCUCGCGAAAGGCGCAGAUCAUUUGGUUCAGGAUAAUGCAAACUAUACUGCAAUCAAUGUGGCAUCCGCAAAUGGUCAUACCGAGGUGGUGAAGAUUCUUCUUGCUCAAGUUCCUUCGCCUAGCUUAUCGGCACCAGACAGGAAUGGAUGGACCCCUCUGAAUAAAGCAGCCUACAAUGGUCAUCUUGAAAUAGUCACUUUGCUCAUGGAACAUGGUGCAGAUAUUGAGUCAAAGAGUAACAAAGGAAUGAUGCCAUUGCACUCUGCCAUCAAAAAUGGCCAUACAGAAGUGAUAAGGCUUCUGCUUGCUCAGAAGCCUUCGCCUUUGACAUGGCGGGGGUUUAACGGAGCGACUCCAUUGAUUCAAGCAUCGAUGAAUGGUAAUGUUGAGAUUUUGAAAAUGAUCCUUGAAAAGGGAGCAGAAAUUACAUUAGAGACAAAGGAUAAUGACGGCAUGACACCCAUUAACCUGGCCGCCCUUCUUGGAAGAUCGGAAGGUUUGAAGCUACUUAUCGACAAAGGAGCAGAUAUUAAUACCCAGAGCGACGACGGGUGGACUGCAAUACGCUCAGCCUCAUCAAAUGGGCAUUUAGAGGCUGUCAAAAUACUUUUGGACGGUGGGGCCGAUGUCCACAAAAUGGGAGAUGACCAAUGGACGCCACUUCACGCAGCAGCGUUAAAUCAUGGUAGCCCUGCGGCUCCUGCCGUGGUAGAAUUACUCCUCAAACAUGGGGCCAACAUGAACUUGCUCACCAACAAAGGAAAAUCUAUGCUACACAUAGCCGCAAUAUGUGGCUCCAUGGAGAUAAUAGAACACAUUUUGGAUUGUUCAUAUCUCGAAACUGAAGCUCAAGAUUUCGAUGGCCGCACCCCAUUCUUCCUCGCUGCUCAGAGGGGUCAUGUCAACAUUUUGCAAUUCUUACAGUUGAAGAACGCCUCAAUGGACCAAAAGGACAGAUACGGAGCUACGCCUUUGAUUGCAGCAGUCAAGAAUGGACAUAAAGAGGUUGUGGAAUAUUUGCUUCCAUUGACAAACCAAUCUUCGAUUACUGCUCAGAGUGAGCUCGGUCGCAAUCUGCUCUGGUGGGCCCUUGGAAGUGGAUGUGAGGAGGUAAUAGACCUUGUACGCCAAAGUACAGAAACAGCGAACUCCAACGACAUGGAAAUCAAUUCUCAUCCCCAAUGUUCUUCGGUCAAGUUCGACCCAGAAUCUAGUUGGUGUGAUGUUUGUACCCGAUCCCAAUCAGAAAGCGAAGCCUACCAGGUCUGCACAAUCUGCCCUAAUUUCUUCAUCUGCCUUCAGUGCGUCGGCUUUGGCGCCAAAUGCUUAGAUUCCUCUCAUAUUUGGAGGGACGUGGAAGCUCAACCUGGAUCAUGA
This is a messenger RNA of Penicillium verhagenii, 5709 nucleotides long. RefSeq lists its product as uncharacterized. Bases 1 to 5709 code for a protein of 1902 amino acids. Gene Ontology annotation, cellular component: cytoplasm; nucleus. Gene Ontology annotation, molecular function: protein binding. NCBI's taxonomy places the organism in Eukaryota, Fungi, Ascomycota, Eurotiomycetes, Eurotiales, Aspergillaceae. The record is from RefSeq and is a predicted model, not a curated record. The transcript has 2 exons.